Molecule: messenger RNA, 13666 nt
Organism: Rattus norvegicus (Norway rat)
Lineage: Eukaryota; Metazoa; Chordata; Mammalia; Rodentia; Muridae
Gene: Sipa1l3
Product: signal-induced proliferation-associated 1 like 3
Biological process (GO): eye development; establishment of epithelial cell polarity; regulation of small GTPase mediated signal transduction
Cellular component (GO): apical part of cell; tricellular tight junction; stress fiber
Molecular function (GO): GTPase activator activity
Source: RefSeq, a predicted model, not a curated record
AUGAGCUGGGAACGGUUGCAGCUGGGCGGGGAAGGCUUAUUAUAGCCUCCCUUUACCCUCGUGUGUUUGAAGUGUCUUGUCAAGAAAAGUUAGAGUCAAGUACGGGGAGCUUUCACUCAGCAUUUGUGUGGUUCAGGCUCAAGUGUACAUGUGGGGGAUUCCCUGCCUCUGCUCAGCCCACUUACAUAAUACAAUUAUUUGCUUUUGCUCCCCUUCUUCUUCCUUAUGCAAGUUAUUAAGUGGCCGAGGCUCUGGAAGCAUCGAGCACCCCUGGCCGGCCCGGGUAGCCACAUGCUUCCCGUUUCUAUUGCGCCCAGGGUCCUCCUGGGGCCCUUGGUCCCUCAUGGUUCCUUCCAGCACCUGACUGUGAGGCUCCACCUACAUUUUUUUUUCCCAAGACCUGUUUCAACAGGAGGCCUCACUCAGAUCCUCCCUUGAUCCGUCACUCAAGACAGCCAAAGCAGCCCUGACACCCAGCCCUGGCUCUUCAGGGCCCUGCGAAGGCUCCACAAGGAACCCGAAGCCAGCCUUUGGUUUAUAGGCAGCGAGCGCUGCAGUGGAAAUGUCCGCUUUCAUUCCGGGCUUUGACCAAAGAAUGAAGAGGGGCAGCUUGGGACAUUUUUGGGGGACCCGAUAACUGGCCAACGGUGUGAAUGCCACAGCCAGCUUGUGUUCCCCAGGCACACCAUGUCGAAGCCCCUGUAGCAUUUGCUUUUUGCCGGUGUUCACUUCCCAGGCCAUGAUGGAAUCUCUCUGUAGAACCGACAGGCAGAAGAGCAGAAACCCUUGGGAAUGGGAGGCAGAGGAGCCUCUGCUGGCCCCUUUGCUUCCUGCAGGUCUUAGGGAGGAGGCAGGUGUGACAGAGUUGGUGUGAUUAUGUCCGACAGCUGGCACCCUUUGUUCUAGCUGAGGAUCCUUCUCUAAGGUACCUUGUUCUAAACCAGUCUCCUCCUCGUCAGGCUAGAGGCAUGCAUGUGUGUGUGGACCCACAGCGAUGGAUCCGAGGGUUGGCAAAACCCAAAUGCUGGCACUAUGCAUUUGAUAUUUAUUAUUCUCACGUACACUGAUGCGUGCAGGUGUGCAUGCAUGAGUGCUAGCACUCGCAUGUGAAGACAUGGGGCUGUCAUUCCUUAGGCACAGUCCACUCCCCAACCCCUCAGUGGCCAGGAUUCCACAAGUAGGUUAGGUGGGAUGGCCAUCAGCUCCAGGGGUCAGUUCUGUCCCUGCCUCUCCACAUCUGGGAUUCAGGAGUUCGCUUUUCUUAAUGUGGGUUCUGGGGAUGGAACUGAAGUCCUUGUGCUUGCACAGCAAGUGCUUUCUCUAGUGAGCUCUGUAUCUUCUCAGCACUAUUUCUAGUUAAGUACAGGGUUUCAUGCGGCCCAGGCUGACCUCAGACGCCUUCUGAUCCUUCUGCCUGUGCUUCUCAAGUGUUGUUUCUACAGGCUUGUGCCAUAAUGUCGAGCUUUGAGUUUUCUCUAAACUCUGUAUGGGGGCAUGGGGCAUGUGCUGUGGUAUACAUGUGGAGUCAGUUCUUCUGGGGAUCAGUUCUCUCCUUUUACCAUGCGCAACCCGGGAGUAGACCUCAGGUCAGGAUUUGGCAACAAGUGCCUUCCGUGAAUCAUCUCGAAAGCCCCCGGAUUGGAUUUUUUUGUUUGUUUUUGUCUUAGGUUUUUGAGGCUGGGUCUCUCUCUCUCUCUCUCUCUCUCUCUCUCUCUCUCUCUCUCUCUCUCUCCUCAUGGCCCUAGCUGUCAUGGAAUUCACUCUGUAGAACAGGCUGGCCUUGAACUCACAGAGCUCUGCCUGCCUCUGGGACUGAAGGCGUACGCCCACCGCCCAGCCUAGCUUUGGUUUUUAAACUUACUGGGUGAUGAUGCUCUCAUGAGAGUUGUGGAAGGUGAGUUACCUAGCAGUGCAGCCUCCACCCCUCACCUUUCCCACCGUUCUGGGGCCCACUCGAGUGUGAGGUUGGGAGACAGGAAUAGUGAAGGGGACUUAGUGGUCCACACCUGUAACCUCAGCCUAGGAAACAGGCAGGGUGCUCAGGAAUCCAUGGCCGCCUUCAUCUGUGUCCUGAGUUUGAGGCCAGCCUGGGCUACCUGAAACCUACCUAAAAGAAACACAAAACCAAUAGAACAAAAGGGGCCAAGAACACACCUCAAGGGAUAAAACCCUGAUUUUGAUCCCUAAACCCACAUCGUGGAAGAAAAGAGAACAGUCGCAAGUUGGUCUCUUGACUUCCACAUGUGUGGGAAAUAUCGAUUAAGAAAACCAUAGAAAACAAUGCAGAGAAGCUGUGCGCGGUGUAGGACAGCAGCAGACACUAUGGGGAGGAGAUUAGUCAGGAGGGAAUAUGAAGUAUUAGGUCGGAAGAGGAAGUUUUAAGCAGAAAAGCCAGAGGACAGCCAUGGAGGAGGUAGGCGUGUGUGGCGAGGGCUAUGCAAAGGUCCUGAGAGGAGUAAGGUGGAGUUGCUCCUGGGGCAUAAUACCAAUUUAGGGAGAUGGGGGCGACAGAGGUGGAUGUGGUAAGAGCCCGUUCUUCCCUGUUCUCUAAAAUAACAAGAGAAAUCUGAAUGUUCGGUGCCACGGAGCCCACUGCAGGGUUGACUGUUAAAUAGUGUUGCUAUUUGCGUGGUAGCCACCGCUGCGUGGGCUGGAACUUAGACAUCCAGGUCCCUUCAUGAGAGACACGGUGCUCGCCAGCCUGCGGUCCCUCACAUUGUAUUGAGCUUCCCUGACUCGUAUUGGGUUGGACAAUAACCGGACUGUGGGUCGUGGGUGGAUUAAGAAUGGUUUAACAUUGAGCUUUAGGAAGUUAGGUCUGACAGCUUCCUUCCAUGAGCAAGAGGCUUUGGUCACUCCUACUCACUCUAAGGGUUGGUGGCCAGAGAGCAGACCCUGUGUCUCCUUUGCUUUCACUGAUGGCCUGCAGUGCCUGUAACAGCUCAGAGUAAGAGCCCUUGUCCAGCUAAGCCUCAAGGCUUGGCUCUGGUGCAGUCUGACAGAGUCCUUCCCUACCAGACGGGACCUGGUAGGCCAGUCUUCAGCCUUCUCAUCUUGGUGCCUGAGUUUAGAGUGGCCAUGGUGGUGUGUGCUGGGCUGCAGUGGAGAGGAAGUGGCUUGGGAAGAGGUCUGGGAGUCAUGGUGUGGAGGAGGAAGAACACCCUUUGGCCCCUCCCAUUUGCCACACCCUUAUACUGACCAAAAAGAUAAUCAGAAGUCCUCAAGGAUCCCCCCCAAGGACCGACUCCUGGUGUAAGAUAAAUGCAAACGAGGCAGGGCCCAGCCUUGGGACACCUGGGCCAGAAGUUGCCUUGGUUGGUGUGGCCUUGGCUGCUGACGGUAAUGGUGACGGUAGUGGCAGCAGGAGCAAAAACAAGUUUAGGCAUCUAAUGUGUGCCGGACACGGUGCUAGGUACUUUACACGCAGUAACCAACUUACCCCAAGCCUCUCAACCACCCCUUCAGCUAACCCACUUAUUCCCUUUGUAGAAUUUGAAUAACUCACUUUGGAGGUCAAAGGGUGGUUCUCAGGCCUGCAGAAUCACAGUGGGCUUGUCCAGAAAGCUCUAUGCUCCAGGUCCAGUGAGAGUGAACAUUUGCACUUUUAAUCCCCCAGGAGCUACCAGGGUCCAUGUCUAGGAACCACGUUUUGAGACUCAUUGAUCUAUCAUAGGAAGCCCCAACAUAAUGGACUGGAAAUGAGAUAUCACAAAGACUCCCAUAGGUCUCAGCAAGGGUCCUUUGUGUCCCUCAGCCAUCGGCUGUGCACCUCUCAUGAUCCCUGGCUCCCUGUGUGGCUCCAGUUUGCACACCCUAUAGGGCCCUGUGCAGCAGCAGUUAAGGGCACCUCUUACUGUGUGUCCCUUUAAGAGAGAAGGAACCUUGCUCUUAGGCCCUGCCUCCUGAUUCCUCUUAGGUCUCUCGGGGUAGCACUGGAACAAAUAGCCUGACACAUAACCCUGUCUGUGCAAAUCAGAGGCCAAGGCCAGCGCUGUGGGAUUAAACUCACAUCGCUGUUCAGGAGCACACAAGAGUGUGCGAGGAUCGGCCGGAGAUGUGGGUGAGACAGCAGAACCACAGUACCCUGCAUUUUGCUGUUUGUGCUGCACUUCUCAGAUUUGUAAUUACUCAGUUACUUAGCUGUGCACUCUUUAAUCAUGGCUGACUUUGAAAACCCGUGCGUAGUCCCUGUACCCUAGGAGCCCUUUGUCGAGUCAGCUACCAAAAUUUGUCUGAAAGUGUAGGGACUCCCAAGUCGGGCACAACACUGGGGGUGCAGGCAUGCUUUCUGAGAACCCUCGCUGCUUGGCACCACCUGGGGUCCCCUCUGCCCCCUCCCACUCCUGAGCAAGAUGCUUCUCACAGAGGCUCAACUCUGAGGACUCUGGAGGGCUGUUGAGCGGACAGAGGGGAGAAUGUAGGUCAAGUGCAGGUUGCCAGCUCAAAAUUGUGAACUCUGGUGGUUCUGUCCCUGUCCCCAACCAUCUAUGAAAGCGACCUUCCUCUUUUUUUUUUUUCUUUUUUCUUUUUUUUUUUCGGAGCUGGGGACCGAACCCAGGGCCUUGCGCUUGCUAGGCAAGUGCUCUACCACUGAGCUAAAUCCCCAACCUUCCUCUUAUAGGCAGCAUUUUCCUCUACCUAUCUGUGGACAGUGGUUGCCCCGGGAGACUGCAGAGGGCCUGAGAAAUGUGACUUAGCCUAUGUGCAAGUCCUGGGUCCUCCUGGGCCCUGUAUUGAUCUCCGGUAAGCCCCAUGGCCCCACAGUGUCCGUGUCUGCAAGGUAGAGCUGGAACCGAUCCAUUCUCCUAGGUUGGGGGGAUUGAAGCUUGUGAAAUCCUGUGCUGUGCUUAAUGCCUGACAGUGCCCCGUCAUUCUUUUGUUUUGCCCGAUUGUUCUCAGGUGACUGAGAGCUCCCUCAGGCUAGAGUAUCGUGGUUCUGGUUCACUGCAGUUUGAUGAGGGAAGUAGUGAGUUUUAAUUUGGCUCCUGUGAGAUGGGGUCUAAUGCUGACGGCCAGUCUGGCCUUGAACUUGUAGCAGUUCCUCUCACCUCAGCCUCCCCCAAGUGCAGCAGUCUACACAUUUCCAUCAGAGUCCGGAGGUUAAGCUCUGUAACUGAGCAGUUGUUUUCCGUUUCAAAGGCUCAGGCGUGAGCAGCCUGUGAUAACGCAACGGUGAGUUAUGGAACAGUUGGUUGUUCUUUGUUGGUGGUUUUUGGUUUGUUUGGUUUGGUUUUUUGAGACAGCCUCAUGUAGCUCAGGUUCGUCCCCAACUCUCUAUGCAGCUUUGAAUGGCCUUGAAAUUCUGUUUCUCUUUUCCAGUGCUGAUACAGUCAUAAGCUAUCGGGCUCCAGAGCGAUGAUGACCUCACUGACUCCCAUUCCUAUUCCCAAGGUGGACACUAGUCUCUUCACAGGGCCAUAUUAGCACAGCAGUCAGAAGCUGGACUCUGAGCUAUGUUGCUUGGGUUGAACACCUACUUGUUAUGUGACCUCCGUCCUGUGACUUCUGUUCAACACUAUCUGUAGAAUAGGAGUGGCCUUAGUUCUGACCUAAAGGCUACCCGUGAGGCCCUGGAGAGAUGGCAGUGGUUAGAGCAGAGUUGUGCAUCCAAGGCGGGGCGGCAGGAUCUUCCCCAGGUUUAAUCAUUAAGCUUCCAGCUUCUGCAGCCAGCACUGGCGGCAGAGGCGAGGGGCCCACCUGUGGGUGGGAAGGUUGUGUGAAUGAAACUGCUGGGCUCAGGGCAGGGAUGCUGUGGCGCUGACCCAGUCCUGGCUCAGCACCAAGCAGGUGGCCUGUAACAGGCAGGCUUUGUUACCUUUGAGCUUUCUCCCAAACUCAUUCAGACCCAAGACCACGUGUCUGAUGAGUAAGGAAUCCUGUUAUUUCCCUUCCCCAAAGGGAAUAUUGGCAAAACAGCCUCUUUGGGAAUGUGCCUGUAUGCAGAGAGCAGCCAUCUCAGGGGAACUCCGGUAGCUGGCAUGGCCUGGAGGCCGCUGAAUAAGUCGUUAGAAGCUGGCACGGCUGGUUCCCAUUUCCGCAUUCCAGACACCCACAGCACAGGAGGAGGCACCACCCCAGGUCGGCCUAGGGAGCUGGGGCAGGUGGCCCUUGCCUAGGGAAAACCUGGGACAGGAGCCACACCUGGGGCCAACCUCGUAGCCAUCUUCCUGGAGUGUAAUCGCGGCUGUGUUCCGGGACGCCCGGUAGGUAUAGUAUCACCUUUGACCCUGGCCUUUGACCUUUGACCUUGGCUCUCGUUCGACGACGUUCUAAGGUGCACUAGCAUCCAGUGCAUGCUAAGAUGGCCAAGAAGACGUCUCCAGCACCCACAGGCCAUGGCCUGAAGCCUCCAUGCUCUCCGCCCCACUGAGCCACUGCAUCUGGAGCCCCCCACCCCCCACCCCCAUGAUACCUGCCUCCUGAGGCUGCAUCUGCGCUGCUGUCCACAGCGAUGGUGAAGAACUGGACUCUGCAGGCUCACAACCUUCAAGUGCACUUUCGGGGGCCAACACCCUUUGUCCCAGGACUGGCAGGCCUGAACAAUGGCUGAGGGCCAGGGGACCCCAUAGAGUUGCACCUCAACUUCCAGGGGCAGCAGCACUCCAGCGCCCGAGGACUAUGACCACCUAUCGGCCUCUUCCUAAUGAUGGUGUGGACCUGGCAACCAGCUGUGGGGCCAGGAGCACUGAUAUCCUCCCUGGGCCCCACCCCGGGGACUACACUCCCAUGGGAUUCUGGGCCCAGAAUGGCAGCAUGUCCCAGCCUCUUGGUGAGAGCCCAGCCACCGCCACUACCCGCCCUAGCCCCACCACCCCUGCCAUGCCCAAGAUGGGAGUGCGGGCCAGAGUGGCUGACUGGCCGCCCAAGCGAGAUGCCCUGAGAGAACAGAGCAACCCCAGCCCUUCACAGGACACAGAUGGUGUGAAGACCACCAAAGUAGCCCAUUCCAUGAGGAACCUACAGAAUGGACAGCUCCCCUCCAGCACCCCAGCUUCCUCAGGAUCCAGAGCCUUCCACCGACUGUCCAGGAGAAGGUCCAAAGAUGUAGAAUUCCAGGACGGGUGGCCACGGUCCCCUGGCCGGGCCUUCCUCCCUCUUCGGCAUCGGAGCAGCAGCGAGAUCACCCUCAGUGAGUGUGAUGUAGAGGAACCCGGAGACCCGAGGGGGACCCGGCACCCGGGGGUGCUGCCCCUCUUCCGAGAGUAUGGCAGCACGUCCUCCAUCGACGUGCAGGGCGUACCAGAGCAGAGUUUCUUCGACAUCCUCAAUGAGUUCCGCAGCGAGCAGCCAGAGGCUCGGGGCUCCCAGAACCUCAGUGAGCUCCUGCGGGUGGAUCCCGGCGCCCUCUCAGGGGGCAGCUGUGGAGCUAAGGGAGACCCCCGCAAUGGCCAGCCUACCAAAGAUAGUCUCCAGAGUCUACAGCCUCUCAAGGAGAAGGAGAAGGCCCGGAAGAAACCGGUGCGGGGCCUGGGCAGUGGGGACACUGUGGACUCGUCCAUCUUCAGGAAACUGAGGAGCAGUAAACCAGAGGGGGAAGUGGGGCGACCCCUGGGAGAGACUGAGGAAGGCCGAAGCCCCCCAGAAGCCAGCAGACCAUGGGUCUGCCAGAAGAGCUUUGCCCAUUUUGACGUGCAGAGCAUGCUGUUCGACCUCAACGAGGCAGCGGCCAACAGGGUGUCGGUGGCCCAGAGGCGUAACACCACCACAGGGGCCUCAGCGGCUUCUGCCGCCUCAGCUAUGGUGGCGCUCACAGCAUCACGGGCCCACAGCCUGGGGACCCUGGACCCGACCUUCACCAGCACGGAGGAUCUGAACUGCAAAGAGAACCUGGAGCAGGACCUGGGCGACGACAAUAGCAACGACCUGCUACUUAGCUGCCCGCACUUCCGCAAUGAGAUUGGCGGGGAGCGAGAGCGCAAUGUCAGCUUCUCCAGGGCCUCCGUGGGUUCCCCAGGGGGCAGCAGCGAGGCCCACAUGGCUGAGCCCGCCCUGAGCACCCACCGUACAAAUGCCAGCAUCUCGGUGCUGGAGGUGCCCAAGGAGCAGCAGAGGACACAGAGCCGGCCCAGGCAGUACAGCAUCGAGCACGUGGACCUGGGCGCUCGCUACUACCAGGACUACUUUGUGGGCAAAGAGCACGCCAAUUACUUUGGCGUGGAUGAAAAGCUGGGGCCAGUGGCCGUGAGUAUCAAGCGGGAGAAGCUGGAGGAUCAUAAGGACCACGGACCUCAGUACCAGUACAGGAUAAUCUUCCGGACUCGAGAGCUCAUCACGCUGCGGGGCUCCAUUCUAGAGGAUGCCACACCUACAGCCACCAAGCACGGGACAGGGCGGGGCCUGCCCCUGAAGGAUGCCCUGGAGUAUGUCAUCCCAGAGCUCAACAUCCACUGCUUGCGACUGGCUCUCAACACUCCAAAAGUCACAGAGCAGCUGCUGAAGCUCGACGAGCAAGGGCUGUGCCGCAAGCACAAGGUCGGCAUCCUCUACUGCAAGGCGGGCCAGAGCUCAGAGGAGGAGAUGUACAACAACGAGGAGGCCGGCCCUGCCUUCGAGGAGUUCCUGGACCUCCUGGGCGACAAGGUCUGUCUGAAGGGCUUCACCAAGUAUGCCGCCCAGCUGGAUGUCAAGACCGACUCCACGGGGACCCACUCCCUCUACACAACGUACCAGGACUACGAGAUCAUGUUCCACGUCUCCACCCUGCUCCCUUAUACUCCCAACAACAGGCAGCAGCUGCUGAGGAAGAGGCACAUAGGGAAUGACAUCGUGACGAUCAUCUUCCAGGAGCCCGGCGCCUUACCUUUCACCCCUAAGAACAUCCGCUCGCACUUCCAGCAUGUCUUCAUCAUCGUCCGAGUCCAUAACCCCUGCACUGAGAAUGUCUGCUAUAGCAUGGCCGUGACCCGAUCCAAAGACGCUCCUCCUUUUGGCCCCCCAAUCCCCAACGGAACCACAUUCCGCAAGUCUGAUGUCUUCAGAGACUUUUUGCUAGCCAAGGUAAUUAAUGCUGAGAACGCUGCUCACAAAUCUGACAAAUUCCAUACGAUGGCCACCAGGACCCGUCAGGAGUACCUGAAGGACCUCGCUGAAAACUGUGUCUCCAACACCCCCAUUGACUCCUCCGGCAAGUUCAACCUCAUCUCCCUGACCUCCAAGAAAAAGGAGAAGACGAAGGCCAGGGCAGGAGCAGAACAGCACAGUGCCGGGGCCGUUGCCUGGCGAGUGGCAGCUCAGGACUACGCCCAGGGCUCAGAGAUCGACUGCAUUCUGGGGAUUUCCAACGAGUUUGUAGUGCUCCUGGACCUGCGCACCAAGGAGGUGGUAUUCAACUGCUACUGUGGGGAUGUCAUUGGCUGGACACCAGACUCCUCCACAAUAAAAAUCUUCUACGGCCGAGGGGACCACAUCUUUCUACAGGCUGCAGAGGGUUCUGUGGAGGACAUCAGGGACAUUGUCCAGAGGCUAAAGGUGAUGACCAAUGGCUGGGAGACGGUGGAUAUGACCCUGCGGCGGAAUGGGCUGGGGCAGCUGGGCUUCCACGUGAAGUACGAUGGGACAGUGGCUGAAGUGGAGGACUAUGGGUUUGCCUGGCAGGCUGGCCUCCGGCAAGGCAGCCGACUGGUAGAGAUCUGCAAGGUGGCCGUGGUGACACUAAGCCACGACCAGAUGAUCGACCUGCUGCGCACCUCCGUCACCGUGAAGGUGGUCAUCAUCCCACCCUUUGAAGACGGCACUCCCCGACGGGGGUGGCCAGAGACCUAUGACAUGAGUACGUCGGAACCCAAGAUGGAGUCGGAAGCCGCCACCCCUGGGGGCCGACCCCCCUACCGCAGCAACGCUCCCUGGCAGUGGAGCGGGCCUGCCUCCCACAACUCCCUGCCAGCCACCAAGUGGACCACCCCUGCCACUCCCGGCCAUGCCCAGUCCCUGAGCCGACUCCCGAAGCACACACCCGGGGUGCCCUUCCGGGAGUCCCAGCCACUGCACAGCAAGAGGCCUGUCAGCUUCCCAGAGACACCUUUUGCAGCAUCACCAGCAGGGGCCGACAGAGUCCCUCCCUACCGACAGCCUUCUGGGAGCUUCUCCACCCCAGGCUCUGCCACCUACGCCAGAUACAAGCCGUCUCCUGAAAGGUAUGCAGCCGCCCCACACCCACUACUGUCAUUUGAUCCUCACUUUAUCCACGAUGGCAUGUCCAGCGGUGAUUCCUCUUCAGGUGGCCUGACCAGCCAGGAGAGCACCAUGGAGCGCCCCAAACCAGAGCCUCUGUGGCACGUGCCAGCCCAGGCCCGGCUCUCCGCCAUGACUGGAAGCAUGGGCAGCAAGCAUCCCUCCAGGCAGGACGCGGCUGGCAAAGACUCUCCCAACAGGCAUUCCAAAGGUGAACCUCAGUACUCAAGCCAUUCCAGCAGCAAUACCCUCUCCAGCAACGCCUCCAGCAGCCAUAGUGAUGACCGAUGGUUCGACCCCCUGGACCCCCUGGAGCCAGAGCCAGACCCCUUUUCCAAGGGAGGCUCGAGUGACAGUGGCAUCGAUACCACGCUCUACACCUCCAGCCCCAGUUGUAUGUCCCUAGCCAAAACACCGAGGCCCACCAAGCCACACAAGCCCCCCGGAAGUAUAGGUCUCUGUGGCGGUGGCCGAGAGUCGGCCGGGAGACCCCACCCUGCAGACAGACGGCGGGAAGUCUCCCCUGCUCCAGCGGUGGCCGCUCAGAACAAGGGCUACCGACCGAAGAUGUACUCCUCGGGCUCCAGCACUCCUCCAGGCCUGGUGGGGGGCAGCCGAGACCCACCCAGGCAAGCCAGUGACAUGGGUUCCAGGACCGGCUACCCGACUCAGGUUUACAAAACAACCAGUGCAGAGACUCCCCGGCCCUCCCAGCUCUCCCAGUGCAGCCCCUUCCAGCUCUCCACCUCGGUCCCCAAGUCUUUCUUCUCCAAGCAGCCUGCACACAACAAGCACUCAACGGGAUGGAAGAGAGCAGACGAGCCCCCACCACGGCCACUCCCCUUCACCGAAAGCAAGAAGCAGGUGGACACCAAUGCAAAAAACGUCUUUGGUCAGCCACGGUUGAGGGCAUCCCUGCGAGACCUCCGGUCCCCACGGAAGAAUUACAAGUCCACCAUCGAGGAUGACUUAAAGAAGCUCAUCAUCAUGGACAACCUGGGGCCAGAGCAGGAUCGGGACACAGGGCAGUCCCCCCAGAAGAGCCUGCAGCGGACACUGUCAGAUGAGAGCCUGUGUAGCGGACGCCGGGAGCCCAGCUAUGCCAGCCCUACCAGCCUGGAGCCUGGCCUGCCCAGCGACGUGCUCUUCACCAGCACCUGCACCUUCCCUUCCAGCACACUGCCCGCCCGCCGCCAGCACCAGCACUCCCACCCACCCAGCGGGGCACCCAACACCAUUCCAGCCACUGGCAAUGGCUUCCCAGAGAAGAAAUCUGCCAUCUCAGCCUCGGAGCUCUCACUGGCUGAUGGACGGGACCGGCCCCUGCGACGACUUGACCCUGGGAUGAUGCCACUACCCGACACGGCUGCUGGCCUUGAGUGGUCCAGCCUAGUGAAUGCGGCCAAGGCCUACGAAGUGCAAAGAGCUGUGUCCCUCUUCUCUCUGAACGACCCAGCCCUGAGUCCAGAUAUCCCUCCUGCACACAGCCCUGUGCACAGCCAUCUGAGCCUGGAGCGAGGCCCCCAGACUCCUAGAACCACUCCCACCAUGAGUGAGGAGUCACCGCUGGAUCUGACGGGCAAGGUGUACCAGCUGGAGGUGAUGCUGAAACAGCUGCACACGGACCUGCAGAAGGAGAAGCAGGAUAAGGUGGUGCUGCAGUCAGAGGUGGCCAGCCUGCGGCAGAACAACCAGCGACUGCAGGAGGAGUCACAGGCUGCCAGUGAACAGCUUCGCAAGUUCGCAGAGCUCUUCAGCAGGGAGAAGAAGGAACUCUGAGCUGCCCUGGGCUCGGCCCCUGGACAGCCCUGGCUGGCAGGCAGUGGGCUUCUGGUUGCAGGGGUAACAGGGCAUCCAGCCGCAGCCCCGCACCCACCGCCCUGCGACCUUCCGCUGUGUCUCAGGCCCCUGUCAGCUGCUCCCUGCCACCCCACAGGCCACCGUAGGCCACUCCUAGGACCCAGCUGCCUGGAGCUGUGACAGUGGGAGGGGCCCAGGAGCCCCUGCAUGAGAACUAUGGAACAAAGUGAGCCCUUCCUUCCCCCACUCCCUAGCACUCUGGGGCUCCUCUGUCCCCAGUGUACUACUGGCUCCAGGUAGCAUGGACAUCACCCCGAGUCCCCCUUCCAUACAGCAGCCAGGAGCACUUUCACAGAGUUUAAAUUAUUUUCCUGGGGCCCCAGAAUGGAUGGGAACCGCUAGCACCCAGACCCACUCCUUUGAGAAACCCCAUUUGUACAGCUAGGACUGUUUAUAUGAUCUUUUUUACCAUCUUCUCUCCGAGCAGCCACAGGCCCGUCUACCUUCGAGCUACUGAUCCGGCCAACCAUGGGCUCCUCCCCUAGGACAACUAGGCCACUGCCUCCCACUCCAGAGGCUUUGAGGGGCCUGGGGACAGGGCCGAGGCAUAGCCUUCUCCCCCCCCCAUAUGGUCCUCUUCUCUUUUACAAGUCUCCCUGGCCACACUCCAUCCCCCAGUGGCCACCAGACACGCUCACUGUGCUCCCCGGGGAGCACUCACAGUGCAGCCCCCAGCCCCCAGAGAUUCUCCAAAGGCAAUAAGGGGCAGCUCGGUGUGGCGACACGCUGCUUACCCAGGAAACAUGAAACACCCCCCCUUUUUUUCCUUCUUUAAAAACAAACAGAAAAGAAUAUAUAUAUAUAUAUUUAUUUUUUCAUGUAGAGUUGUGCCGGAACACGUUUGAAUGGCCACAGUCUGUGGAUUCCCCAACCCCCGUGGGCUGGAGGUCGGUGUGAGGACCCAGAGUAUAUGGGGGAGGCAGUCAGCAAGUAGUUGGCAGCACAGAUUGGACCCAGAGCCAUAGGUGGCCCAGCCCUCAGACCAGGACAGGCGCUCUGCUCCUGAUGGGCCAGGCUGAAGGGCAGGGCUUGAGGAAAGGGUACCCACAGCUCCCUGUGACCUGCUCUGACCCUGGGGAACCCUGGUUGUGAGGGAGCAGCCUGCCAUGCCUUCAACUCACAUGGGAUGAUGGUGGCAGACCAGGCCACCCAGUGUCCUCAACCCUGGCCACCCAGUGUCCUCAACCCUGGCCAACUACUGUGAUGUCCCCCUCCUGAUCCCCUUUCUGAAGGGUUCUCCAGCCCCCGCCCCUCCCUCUCCUCUCAGAUUUCAACCUGGAGCCUUCCCCUCCCCCCUCCCUUCAUCUCUUUCUUUAAUGCGUCUCCUCGAAUCUUCAGAUCAUUCAAAUCAUUUUGGGGACCUAAUCAUGUACAUUGAGAAUUGUAAAUUAUAAUUUUUGGUUUUGUUCUAUUAUUUUUGUAAGAAUUUCUGCAAAAAAAAAAGAAAUCUAUUUAAUUUGAGGUUGAUACUCUGAUGACUGGAGAUUAGCAGCAGGCUUGUUUUUUUCAUGUUGAUUUGUUCUUUUUGGAUUUUUUAUCAUUCUUUAUUGUCUUUUUUUCCCCCUCUUCCCAUCCCUGUCUUGAGAUUUCUGGCAUGUUUCAGGAGGUUUCAAAGGAAAUAAACGUUUCAUAGAAA